Messenger RNA from Zingiber officinale, 3223 nucleotides. Its product is annotated as auxin response factor 2B-like. Gene Ontology annotation, cellular component: nucleus. NCBI's taxonomy places the organism in Eukaryota, Viridiplantae, Streptophyta, Magnoliopsida, Zingiberales, Zingiberaceae. The coding region runs from base 322 to 2910 and encodes 862 amino acids. The record is from RefSeq and is a predicted model, not a curated record. Gene Ontology annotation, molecular function: protein binding; DNA binding. The transcript has 15 exons. Gene Ontology annotation, biological process: response to hormone; regulation of DNA-templated transcription.
GAAUGCUGCUGCGGUCGACGACAGUACGAACACUCUCUUUCCUCCCAUUUGUGCUCCUCCCUUCGCUGAAAAGAAAAAGUAGACGCUGGGGAAGGAGACAGUGAGGGUGAGGAGAUUGAGGAGAGGUGAUCGACGUAGAUGAAAAGGGGCGGUAAGGGAGAAAUUUUGACAGGAUUGCUUGAUUUCAUCGUCUUCUUGGAUCUCGGCUGUUGGAGGUUCUGAGAAUUGGUGAGAGGGCUUCGAUUUAGUGCUGGGUAUGGUUUUGGUUGGAUCGUUUGUGGACGAGGAAAUCGUGGAGCUGAGGUGGUCUCCGGGUUAUUGAUGAUGGCGUCUUCGGAGGUGUCGGUUAAGGGGAGUUGCGGAGGACAAGCGCAGUGCUUCUCGUCGGGCGGCAGUGAGCCGCAUGAGGUCGCGACGGCGAUCGGCGGCGUUGCUGAAGAGGAUGGAAGCUUAGGAUUGUCCAACGGCACUCUUAGCAAUAAAGAUUCAAAGGACGCUCUCUACACGGAGUUAUGGCUCGCUUGUGCUGGUCCUUUAGUGACGAUUCCCAGGGUUGGGGAAAAAAUUUUUUACUUUCCUCAAGGCCAUAUUGAGCAGGUGGAGGCGUCCACGAAUCAGGUUUCAGACCAGCAGAUGCCGGUAUACAACUUGCCAUGGAAGAUCCUUUGCCGUGUGAUGAAUGUCCAGCUGAAGGCUGAGCCGGAAACUGAUGAGGUAUAUGCGCAGGUGACUCUGCUUCCCGAGUCGAAGCAGGAUGAAAGUACGGUGGAGAAGGAGGCGGUUCCAUCUCCACCGCCACGGCCUCACGUCUAUUCUUUCUGCAAAACACUGACUGCAUCGGAUACGAGCACUCACGGUGGCUUCUCGGUGCUAAGACGGCAUGCAGACGAGUGCCUCCCUCCACUGGAUAUGAGCAGGCAGCCACCAAGUCAAGAAUUAGUGGCAAAGGAUUUGCACGGGGUUGAAUGGCCUUUCCGUCACAUAUUUCGUGGUCAACCACGAAGACACUUGCUUCAAAGUGGAUGGAGUGUUUUUAUUAGCUCUAAAAGGCUAGUUGCUGGGGAUGCGUUUAUAUUCCUGAGAGGGGAGAAUGGUGAACUUCGUGUUGGAGUGAGGCGUGCAAUGAGGCAGCAGAACAAUGUUCCAUCAUCAGUGAUUUCUAGUCAUAGUAUGCACUUGGGUGUUCUUGCAACAGCUUGGCAUGCUGUUAACACUGGCACCAUGUUUACAGUUUAUUACAAACCAAGGAUUAGCCCAUCAGAGUUUAUUGUUCCAUUUGAUCAAUAUAUGGAAUCCAUAAAUAGCAAUUAUUCUAUUGGCAUGCGGUUCAAAAUGAGAUUUGAAGGCGAAGAGGCACCAGAACAAAGAUUCACGGGAACUAUCAUCGGGAUAGGUGAUGUGGAUGUAGACAGGUGGCCUGGUUCAAAAUGGAAAUGCCUUAAGGUGCGGUGGGAUGAGAGUUCUUCUAUUCCUCACCCUGAGAGGGUUUCUCCAUGGAAAAUUGAGCCUUCUCUAACACCUCCCCUUAAUCAACUUCAAAUGCCUAGAGCAAAGAAGCUGCGAACUUCUACCUUUCCUUAUUCCACUGAUUCUUCUGUUAAAAAGGAAGUUGCUACCAAAGUCACUGCAGACCCUUCCCAACUAAAUGGGGUUUCAAGGGUCUUGCAAGGUCAAGAAGGGAUGACCUUGAGAAGUACUGUGGAAGGGGAUGAGUCAGAGAAAGAUCCAAAAUAUAUAAUGUGGUCUACAUCCGAUGAAGAGAAAAAUGACAUUUCUGCUCAUAAAAAAUUGGGAUCAGACAACAGGAUUCAUAUAAACAGACAUGAGCAAACAUAUUCUGAAGUUAUACCAGGAUUCCGACCUUUUGAUUCAAAUGGUUUUCGUUCAUCACUUUUUGAGCAAACUUUAGGUGAUAAAGGUUUUUUGAAAACUUAUUUCGAAGAUCAAGUGUCCAACCAUAACUGUUCUCCUGGAUCAUGGUCUUUGAUGCCACCAAAUUCAAAUUUUAGUUUGCCUGAAUGCAAUUUGAAGGCAAGUACACAAUUUGAUGAACUGACUUAUCAGAAAAUGGGAAUUUGCAGAUAUGGCAUGCAGGGUGUUUUUACUGAGUUUCAGGGCACAGGAGGCAAUAACCAUUCACCAAACUGGUUGGCAAAUUUACUGGCAGAGUCUCAAGAUAGCAGGCCACAACCUAGGGUCAUCAAACCUCAACCCGUAGUGCUGUCACAAAAUGAAGUGAUGAAGCCCAAAGGAAACAGUGGCUGUAAACUAUUUGGGUUCAAUCUAAACAGCAGUCCACUUACACCUGAAUUAGUUGCAGCACAGAUCAAGCCAGUUGAUAUUCCGAUGACACUUGACCAUCCUGCUUCAGGCACUAAUAAACGAUAUGAGGUGCCCACUUCUGAGAAAUUGUUUGGUGAUUCACCAACAAACUAUUCUUCAGAGAAACAUGUUCAGGCUCCUAAAGAUAACCAAAACAAACUGCAAGGUGGUUCAACUAGGAGUUGCACAAAGGUUCAUAAACAAGGUAUUGCUCUUGGUAGAUCUGUUGAUCUCACCAAGUUUAAUGGUUAUGAAGAACUUGUUGUCGAACUAGAUCAAAUGUUUGAAUUCGGUGGUGCACUGGUGUCUCCCAACAAGACUUGGAUGGUUGUGUACACUGAUAAUGAAGGUGAUAUGAUGCUUGUCGGAGAUGACCCCUGGAAUGAAUUCUGCAACAUGGUCCGCAAGAUUUUCAUCUAUACUCGUGAGGAUGUCCAGAGGAUGACCCCAGGAACAUUGAAUUGUCAAGUCGAAGAGAAUGCAUCUGCUUCUGAUGGAAGAAUAGCUAGCGAUGGACAAAAGGAACCCAUUGCUUCUGGUAAUCCUGAGACUUCUGGAGGAUGUCCAGGAGGUGAUAUGGCUUUUUGAAGAUGCUAAGCAAAAAGUGACACUGGUCGUCGUUGUUUCUUCUUUCCUUUUGUUUUUUAUGGUGGGACCCAACCAGAUACUGUGUGAGUUGUGGUUCAACCCCCCUUUAUAGUUCUGCUUUUCCUCGUCCCUUGACGUGGACAGUGGGACCUAUCUUAUUUCCUGAAGUUUUCGUUGGUAUUGUAAUUUUUGCUUACCAAAUCCCUUGUGGUAUAUAUGUUAUUGUGACAGCUACUGUAGUCCUUAGAUCCACCCACCGACCGUGUAAAUAACCCAUCGGUUCAGUAUAGUAUAUAUAACUUGUCACACUCUA